Messenger RNA from Piliocolobus tephrosceles (Ugandan red Colobus), 1415 nucleotides. RefSeq names its product stabilizer of axonemal microtubules 2. Gene Ontology annotation, cellular component: centriole; ciliary basal body; axonemal microtubule. Bases 168 to 1415 code for a protein of 415 amino acids. The transcript has 4 exons. The record is from RefSeq and is a predicted model, not a curated record. Lineage: Eukaryota; Metazoa; Chordata; Mammalia; Primates; Cercopithecidae. Gene Ontology annotation, molecular function: microtubule binding.
CCCAAUCAAGGAUGCAAAGUAAAAUGCCACACAGGCCGGCUAAAUAAUAUAUGUGAAGCCGCGAUGGGAUAUAAGACUGGCGACAUCAUUGUCCACAUGGAACCACAAGGAUUUAUGAAAAUUCUGAGGUGUUUUGCCCUACAACUGAGUAUUUGGAAAAAUAUCCUAUGUAUGACAAUGUUCUUCCAACUCAGAGUCUUAAACCCAAGCAAGAAAUUCGAGCAUGCCGUGUUAAAAUGGAAGGAAUAACUACAUUUAAGUCGGAUUAUCUUCCUUAUGAAAUAGUUAAACAGCCUCGCCAUGUGCCAGAAGAAUAUAAACCAAAACAAGGGAAGAUUGAUCUUGGUACUACCUACAAACGGGAUUUUAAUUCGUACAAAGUGCAGCCUGUGGCAAUAGUCCGGCCUUUGGAGAGACAACAAGUUAAAAAAGGAAAGUUGGACACUGUCCCAACUUAUAAAGACGAUUAUAGAGCUUGGGACCGUCAUAAAAGUGAACUUUAUAAGCCAGAACAAACUUAUCAACCCCCUACUGUGAAAUUUGGAAAUUCAACUACAUUUCAGGAUGACUUUGUUCCUCAGGAGAUAAAGCCUAGGCAAAGCAGGCAAAGCUUUAAACCCUCCUCUGUGGUCAAACGUUCUACAGCCCCUUUUAAUGGCAUUACAAGUCAUCGCCUUGAUUAUAUACCUCAUCAGCUUGAACUCAAGUUUGAAAGGCCAAAAGAAGUUUACAAACCAACUGAGCAACGCUUUGAGGAUCUCACAACUCACCGGUAUGACUUUCAGGGUCUUAUUGGUGAAACUGCAAAAAUCUGCAGACCUGUACACACCAGAGUGACCCAGAGUGCUCGGUUUGAAGGAAGCACUGAAUUCUGUGAAUGUUUUCAACCAUGGGAAAUCCCACCACCUGAGAUCAAGAAAGUACCAGAGUAUGUGCCUCCUACAGGUAGCAUGCUAUUAAACAGCACAAGCCAUCUUGACUAUGUUCCGUAUCAGGCCAACCGUGUUGUUCCCAUCAGGCCAGUUUCUCAUAGAAGAAGUAACAAUUUUCCUUUCCCAGGAAAAAGCACCAUGAAGGAAGAUUUUCCAGCAUGGGAAAAUUGUCGUCAAGGACUUAUUAAGAAGCAGGAGCAGAUUCCCAACCCAUCUGGAAAAUUUGAUGGUUUGAGCACUUUCAGAUCUCACUAUGUGCCACACAAAUUGAUUCCAACAGAGAGUUGCAAACCUUUAAAUAUUGCUUUUAAGAGUUCUGUUCCAUUUGAUGAUGUGACCAUUUACUCUGUAGAGUACACACCGAAAAAACAGGAAAUUUGCCCAGCGAGUUACCCCUCUCCUCCAGGUUAUAUUUUUGAAAAUAAAAAUUCCCAAGGUCAUAAAUUCUUCCGCAAGAUUACUCCUGCAGUGAAGGCCUUCUAA